Molecule: messenger RNA, 7918 nt
Organism: Acinonyx jubatus (cheetah)
Lineage: Eukaryota; Metazoa; Chordata; Mammalia; Carnivora; Felidae
Gene: ADAT1
Product: adenosine deaminase tRNA specific 1
Exons: 8
Coding region: 92-1360 (422 amino acids)
Biological process (GO): RNA processing
Molecular function (GO): adenosine deaminase activity; RNA binding
Source: RefSeq, a predicted model, not a curated record
CCGCGCUGUUCUUCUUUCCCAGGGCGCGCAGCUAGGAGGCGGGAGGGGAGCAUCUGGGAGGUGAAGAGGUAGCGAGGUAGAGGGCGCGCGAAUGUGGGAGGCCCCAACCCUGCUGGGCUCAGCGCUAACUCAGACCAUGUGGACCGCUGAUGAGAUUGCGCAGCUGUGUUACGAGCACUACCAGACCAGGCUGCCCAAGCAGGGGAAGCCCGAGCCCAACCGUGAGUGGACGUUGCUAGCAGCCAUGGUGAAGAUACAGCCUGCCAUUGACCAGGCCUGUGGCGGCGCUAACAAACCGGUGCAAGUGACAAAGGAAGUUGUCUCAAUGGGAACGGGGACGAAAUGCAUAGGCCAGUCCAAAAUGAGGAAGAGCGGAGACAUCCUCAAUGAUAGCCAUGCUGAGGUCAUAGCCAGGAGGAGUUUCCAAAGGUACCUUCUGCAUCAGCUCCACUUGGCGGCCGCCCUGAAGGAGAAUAGCAUUUUUGUCCCUGGAACUCAGAGAGGGCUGUGGAAACUCAGACAAGGCAUCUUGUUUGUGUUUUUCUCCAGCCAUACACCCUGUGGGGAUGCCUCCAUCAUUCCAAUGCUUGAGUUUGAAGAUCAGCCCUGCUGUCCCAUCAGUAGACGUUGGGCCAAUAAGCCAUCAGAAGAAGCCAGUGAUAACCCAGAAACUCCUGAAGAUGAAAAGAAAUAUGAAGACCUGGGUAGUCCUGUGACCAAAAAGAUGAGGCUUGAACCUGGGAUUCCCGAUGGUGUGGCUCACUGUCAGAGUUUGGACAAUCAGGAAAGUGGUCCAGUCCCACCAACUGUCAGCAGCUCUAAUGUCCCCACACAGGAACUGGCCACUGUCGCCGGAAGGGCCCCCAGCGGUGCCAAAGUGGUGGACGUUUAUAGAACUGGAGCCAAAUGUGUGCCUGGAGAAGCUGGAGACUCGGGAAAGCCUGGUGCAGCAUAUCACCAGGUGGGCCUGCUCCGGGUGAAGCCAGGCCGGGGAGACAGGACCUGCUCCAUGUCCUGCAGUGACAAGUUGGCACGGUGGAAUGUCCUCGGAUGCCAGGGGGCACUGCUGAUGCACCUUCUAGAAGAGCCUGUCUACCUGUCAGCCGUGGUCAUUGGGAAGUGCCCAUACAGCCAGGAGGCCAUGCGGAGAGCUCUGACUGGGAGGUGUCAGAACGUCUCAGCUUUACCCAAAGGCUUUGGAGUUCAAGAAGUGACAAUACAGCAGUCCGGUUUACUGUUUGAACAGAGCCGUGGCGCAGUGCAGGCAAAAAGGGCUGACAGCCCAGGCCGACUUGUUCCUUGUGGCGCAGAUCCCAAAUCAGCAAAGUGGAACUCUUUAGAUCAUUUCAGAAACUGCUAAGCAGUAUUUCAGAGGACAAGUGGCCAGACUCCCUCAGGUGACUCUGUUGACCCAUUUUUUUUUUUUCAUAUUUAGGACGACUUGUGAUUUAAUUCUGGUUUACAAAUGGCAGGAAGCUUUGGCAAGAGUGGUGGCUCAAUGGGCCAGUGGGCACUUAGUUAUCACCCACAUGUGCCUCUGUCCCCCGGGCUCCGAUUGCAGGUGCAGAUCUGAGGUGUACAGGAGGGGUGGUUUAGUGGUGCAGGGUUACAGAAGACGGGGGGGGAAUUGGGGCUUGGUCUGUUCCAGGCCCCCCCUUCGCCCCCCUCCAGGUGGAAGGCAGGGCAGACAUAUGGGCCUGGCCCUAUUGCUUAGAGGGCAAUAGAGUCUAUUAGGAACAUCACUCUUCUCUUCCUCUGCUGCAGCUUUACAAUUGAAAUUGCUCCCAAACAGGAAUGUAGAGAACUAUAAAACUGUUCCAGGGGCCGGUGGGUGGGUAGUCCAGACACUUAGCUACUCAAGGUCAGUGCCCUCACUUCAUAUGCCAGAUGCAAGCUCCAGGGCCCCCAAGCCCCUCACGCUUGGGACCACUGACUGCAAACUCAGGGGCUCCUGCUACCCCCUUAAGUUCACUAAUUCACUGGAACAACUCAAAUUCAGGAGUGCACUAUACCUACAAUUACUUUUUAUUCUAAAGAAUAUAGAUCAGGACCAGCUAAAAGAAGGGACACACAGGGCACAGUCUGAGAGGGUACCAAACACAAUUCGUCUGUGUCCUCAGGAUGUGUCACCCUUCCAGCACAUCACUGUGUCACCAACCAGAAGGGGACCCAAGUUUCUGCGUCCAGUGUCUUCCCUGUGCUUGUGUUACAUACACCUGAAUGACUCAUUGGCCACAUGAUGUGACUGAACUCAUUCUCCAUCUUCCCCUCCCAUCAGGAGGUCAGACCAACUCCACUCUGUGGUUAGUCUCUCUGGCAGGGCCAGCCCCAUCCAGAUCUCUCUAGGGCCCACCAGGAGUCACCUCGUUAAGUAUAAACUCAGGUGUGAUCAGAGGGGUCCACCAUGAAUAACAAAGACAUUUCUUUUUUUUUUUUUUAAUGUUUAUUUAUUUCUGAGACAGAGAGAGACAGAGCAUGAGUGGGGGAGGGGCAGAGAGAGAGGGAGACACAGCAUCCAAAGCAGGCUCCAGGCUCCGAGCUGUCAGCACAGACCCCGACGCGGGGCUCGAACUCACAAACCGUGAGAUCAUGACCUUAGCCGAAGUCGGUCGCUCAACCAACUGAACCACCCAGGUGCCCCAACAAAGACAUUUCUACCCCUUGGGAAAUCCUGGGGGUUUGAAGUUUCCCUCCCAGGAACCGGCAACAAGACCGGCCAAAUUCUUUAUUGUACAGCAGAGGGGAAGCCAAGGUGUUGCUAGAAAAGGCUAUUUGAAGAGGCUGAACACUUGUUAUGACCGUCAUGCGUACUGGUGUUAGUAGUGAUGCCCUCCAGUCAGUUUGGUCAGGAGUUACUCUGCUUGUUUUUUUGUCUGGAAAAAUGAAUCAAACCGACCAGGAGGUUUCCAUACAUUUUAUGUGUCGGUGAAAACAAAUCUGGACUGAGGUCAGGAGAGACUUUACUCAAAAGGAUCAUUGCAGUAAGAGAGGGGCUGUUAACAGCAGCAGCAGGACUGAUGCCAUAGCAAAGACACUCCAGUCCUAAGGUCUGUAAGACUCCAGGGCAGGCGGGAAGGAGUAGCCCUUUGUGGGGAGCAGUGAACAAGGCCGGAAAGAACAGGGCACGGGGCAUGGAAUGCGCAGUUGGUGUGAUGGGGCGAGUAGACAGGAAACAUCUUUUCUUGAGAUCAGUCAAUUGUCAGGAGGAGCCGUUAAGAAUAGGUCCCUGCAUAUUGUGAUGCUGGCUCAGGCUGAGGGUGGGUCAUAGUUCAGGGUUGGGAGAAGGACAGAAGCAUAACUAAUGUUGGUCAAGGAAGCAAGAAUUUUGUCGAGAUUGGUAUGUGGAUGGAAACAGUUCAGCUAGUCAUUAUGAGACAGAGAAUGGGAGUUUGAGGAUCCGUCAUAGGUAAGCCAAGGGGGGGCGUCCGUGAGUCCUAUCUGGGUCUUACGGGGAACGGGACUGUGCAGUAAGCCAUUUCCCAGAACUCUUUAAACCAAAAAGUAGAUAGUUAUUCUUGUGUUAUCUGAUACCAGGAGGACCAGACAAGACUAGCAUUGUUUAUUCUCACCUGGGUUUUUUUUAAUGAUUAUUUAUUUAUUCUAAGAGAGUUCACACGCAAACGUGGCGGGGGAGGGAGGGCAGAGAGAGAGAAUCCCAAGUAGCGUUCACGUGGUCAGUGCGGUCAGCGUAUAGAGCCCAACAUGGGGCUCGAUCUCACAAACCAUGGGAUCAGGACCUGAGGCAAAAGAGUCGGACGCUUAACUGACUAAGCCACCCAGGUGCCCCCUUUUCUCCCCUGUUUCAAUCCGUGUUGCUUUCUAGUGAAUUUCCUACAUUAGAGAGAGAGUAGCUGGUGGAAAGCAUACCAAAAUCCUCCCAUUCCUAGAUCUUUACCUAGUCUCUGCUUAGACAUCUGUCCAGCUGAUUGCUCAGUUGGCCACCACGUUGACCUGAUCAGUGAGAACCUGUGUGCUUGGUGGUGUGUGUGCAUUAGGGCGCAGGAGCUAGAGACGUACCACGAGUACAAGGAGGCUGCGUCUACUUACCAGGAAGCCUGGAGUGCGCUCCGAAAGCAGGCCUUUGGAUCCUGGAUCAGAAACCCACCGGAUUAUCACCAGUUUAAAUAAGAAGGGCAAACUGCAAAGAGCUUAUUAGUAGCAGAGUGUUUUUCAGCUGCUCACACUGGACGGCUUCUUCCUUUGUGCUGGACAAGCCUUAGCUUUUCUCGUGGCUGAGUCAGGGAAAAAAAAGUCUGCCAUCUACCAGAGUGACAUAUCUCUUCUGGGUAAUAUGGACAGAAUCCUGAAACAUGGAACUAUCCAUACUUGACUGACGUAUCACUCUCUGCUAAAACAUCACCUCGCUGAUGCCCUUGGCAUCUGUCCUAACGUGUGUUAUUGCUUCUCUAAAACAUGGAGUAAGAACUUGGAAUGUGACGCUUGAAAGGUACUCUGCAGCAGCUCCGCUCUGUGUGUUCCCACAUUGAUCUGGCAAGUAUUUCUUGGGCUGAGAUGGUGUCCGGACCUCUGCAAGUUUUAGAGCUUCCCUUGGCAUAGUGGACAUGUGCCGUUUCUUCCCUCGGAGGGUCAUCCUUUCCUGCUCUAUCCAUGGGACUUGGCUGAAGCAAACCUCACUCCCCAGCUCUCGGAUUGUGAGGCAGCGCCAUACAAUCCUGGAUCUACUGCCAGGGCGAGCAGGAAAGAUGCUGUCUCCUCUCGGAUCAGAAGCUCCAAGGACCACAGACUCGUGGGACUGUCUGUGGCUGCCUUUGCCUCCACACAGAGGCAGCCAGCUUGAGAAUGAAGGCAAGAAAACAGGAAACAGCCAAAAGCAUCGGCUCCCGUGACCUUGUUUGGAUGCCUGAAGCCAGUGCCCAGCCUGGACUUCAAAUAUGUGAGAUAAAUUCAUACGACUGUUUGGGUUAAGCCUAUCUGAGUAGGUUGUCUGUGGCUUUCAAAUGAAAGAGUUCUGUCUAACAGGCCAAAAGUCCGUAUAGCAAGUCAGCAGCAGACCUAGCUACCCAUCCUCUUUUAACCACCAUCUAAUAUUUAACUCUCAACCUCUCUGCUCCUUAAAUUAUUGAUGGAAAGGGAAGUUCUCCGUGUCAGGAUUAUCCAAAGCUCUUCUCAAAGUCCUUUAGUAUCUUGGUAUAGCUUUUUUUUCUUUUAAGAUUUUAUUCGUAAGUAGUCUCUACACCCAGUAUGGGGCUUGAACUCAUGACCCCAAGAUCAAGAGUCACACACUCCACCGACUGAGCCAGCCAGGCGCCCUGUCAUUCUUGUAUGGCUUUAAAUGUUUUUUAAUAACAGCUUUAUUGGGAUAUAAUUUACAUUCCAUAAAAUUUACCCAUUGAAAGUAUACAAUUUAGUGGCUUUUAGUAUAUCCACAGAGUUGUACAACCAUCACCAUAAUUGUAGAACAUUUUUGUUCUGUGUUAGAGGUGGGGGACCCUCAUUGACCCAGUAUGGUUCCCAUUAGCCAGGCACUCCCCAUUUUCAGUCAGCCCCACCCUCACCCCAGUCCUAGGGCUUCUCAGGUGAUUCUGCGUACUUCUGUUGCACCAUAUCAAGAGGAACAGGACAUCUGGUUGUCCUACUUUCAGCGAGUUCGCAGUGGGCUCAGUGAGCUCAGCUUAUCUAUCCCGGUAGGAAGUUCCCAGUCACCCUUUCACCUCAUGGUUUUAGCAGCAGUGCAAGGGAUCCCCUAGACCACCCUCAGGUUUGAUGGUUCACUGGACACUCAUGGAAUGCAGCAAAGCUAUUGUAGUUAUUUAUUUCAGCGAAAGGAUACAGAUUUUUUUAAUCUUUUUUUUUAAAUAUUUUUUGGGGGGGAGAGGGCAAGUGGGGGAGGGGCAGACAGAAGGGGACAGAGGAUCUGAAGGAGGCCCCGUGUUGACAGGCUGACAGCACCAAGCCUAUGUGGGGCUUGAACUCAUGAACCACGAGAUCAUGGCCUUAGCCGAAGUCAAGAUUCUCAAUGGACUGAGCCACCCAAGUGCCCUGAACGUUUUUGAGAGAGCAGAGCACGUGGCGCACGCAAGCGGGGGAGGGGCAGAGAGAGAGGGAGACAGAGAAUCCGGAACAGGCUCUGUCCCGACAGCCUCAAACUGUGGGCUCAAACUCACAAACUGCAAGAUCAUGAGCUGAGCCACCCAGGUGCCCCUGAAAGGACACAGAUUAACAUCGGCAGAGAGAAAAGGCACACGGGCACAGUCCAGGUGCAAGACUCUAUCCUCCCUGUAUCAACCAUGUGCUUCUGAUGCUUUGACAUCCAGCACCUUGCUCACCCUGGAGAGACUGCCCACGGAGGCUAGCCAACUCCCAGAGAUAGUAAAAGAUUGAAACUGAGCCCUCCAGGGGCACCUAGGUGGCACAGUUGGUUAAGUGUUUGGCUUCAGCUUCAGCUCAGGUCAUGAUCUCACAACUUGUCUGUUCAAGCCCCACGUCAGGCUCUGUGCUGGCAGCUCAGAGCCUGGAGCCUGCUUCGGAUUCUGUCUCCAUCUUUCUCUCUGCCUCUCCCCUGCUUGCACACUGCCUCUCUCUCUGUCUCAAAUAUAAAUAAACAUUAAAAAAAGAAAAGAAAAGAAAGUAAGCCCUCCAGAGUUCAUACCCAGCCACGUGCUUUAUGGGGCUCUCCCACUCUGGGCCACACUCCACCUGCCCUGAUCGCUCCAGGUCCAGGUACCAGAAAACCAGGGACAGCCCUUGUGCCUCAGAGACCACUGAAAUGAGUCCAACUAGCCAGUCCCAAGUCCGCUUACCCUGCCCCAGCCCUUCCUCCCCUUUACAAUAACGGCUGUUGCACACAUGUCCUCGCUCCUUCUGCCUCCUGACCCACCCUGGUGCUUCUCCGUGUGACUCCUUGUGGCCUGGCAUGUCCUCUCCUCCUGCAUUUAAAAACUGUCUCCCGUGGAGUUGCACACACAGCACUGAAUUCCCCCAGAAAUGAUGUGUGACAGUAUGGGCCAAGCGUUGCCAGCCUUGGGUGCUGCUAACAUGCUGCAGUGCACAGGACAAACCCCGUAACAAAGGAGUAUUUGGCCCACAGUAUCAGUAGUGCUGAGGCUGAGAAACCCUGAUCUAGAGAUUGUGUUUUCAGGUUUCAUGAAACGCCUCCUUUUGUGGUUACUGCUCCAAAUCUGUACACAGUUAACUUUGUUUCACUUUUCUUUUCUUUCUUUCUUUCUUUCUUUCUUUCUUUUUUUUUUUUGGCGGCAGGGGACAGGGGUGGGAGGUGGCUUUUUAAAAAACUAUGUUAAGGGGCACCUGGGUGGCUCGGUGGGUUAAGCGUCUGACUUCGGCUCAGGUCGCGAUCUCAUGGUCAGCACGGAGCCCAGUUCAGAUCCUCUGUCCCGCUCUCCCUGCCCCUCCCCUGCUCUCUCUCUCUCUCUCAAAAAUAAACAUUUGUAAAAAACAGAAAACCGUUUCUGUAUUUUAAACUAUCGAAACAGCAGAAAGUCCUCAGAAGUGGCAUUGUACAGGAAGAGGGACUCCCCCAACAGAUUUUAGGCAGCUGCGCUUGUAAUUCCAGAGGGUAGUCUAACAAAACGUCUUCUGAAAUUUGGCUCUUGAGGGAAGUUUACACUCCAGCAUCAUUCCUUUGUUCUUGUUCACAAGUGGAUUCUAAUGUGUCUAUGUUUGCAUAAUUUUUAACUAUUUUUUCUUCAGACUUUUAAAAAUGUGGCUUGAUUUGGGGCGCCUGGGUGGCGCAGUCGGUUAAGCGUCCGACUUCAGCCAGGUCACGAUCUCGCGGUCCGUGAGUUCGAGCCGCGCGUCGGGCUCUGGGCUGAUGGCUCAGAGCCUGGAGCCCGUUUCCGAUUCUGUGUCUCCCUCUCUCUCUGCCCCUCCCCCGUUCAUGCUCUGUCUCUCUCUGUCCCAAAAAUAAAUAAACGUUGAAAAAAAAAAUUAAAAAAAAAAA